UUCUGAAUGUUGUUUUGAGAACAAUUUGGAUGGAUUUCCUUUAUUAUUUCAAUCAAUAGAAGUGAAUUUUGAUUACUUGUUUUCUUGUUUUCCCGAUUGUUACGUUCAUAGCAUUGAUUAUACUAUACGCAUAUUUGACAUAAAUGCAUUGCAUCAUUUUGCAUUUAACCUAAGCACUACCAAAGAUUCCAAAAUAAUCGAAAUCGGAUUAGACUUUAAGCUUGAGCUCAGAAAGGAUCUCCAAGAAUGUAUCAAGAGGAAUUCAAAGGUCUUUGUUUGGAGCUAUGCCGAUAUGCCAGGGAUCGACAGGUCAAUUGCAGAACAUUUCAUCCCUACAGAUCCGAACAUUAAGCCAGUAAAGCAAAAAAGGAGACGGGUCAUACCAGAGUGGCUAGACAAGAUCAAGGCUGAGGUUCAGAAGCAACUAGAUGCGAGUUUUUUGGAGGUAUACAUUACCCUGUGUGGUUAGCAAACAUAGUCCCUGUGCUUAAAAAGGAUGGGAGACUAAGAGUCUGUGUUGACUACAGGGAUCUAAACAAGGCCUCGUCCAAAGAUGACUUCCCACUUCCACAUAUAGAUGUUCUGAUCGACAGUGCUGCUGAAAUGAGAUGUUAUUCUAUUAUGGAUGGAUUCUAUGGGUAUAACCAAAUUCUAAUGGCUUUAGUUGACAAGCAUAAGACUGCCUUCACUACUGAUUUCGGGACCUUAUGUUAUAGGUAUCUUACACUCGAGAGGAGAGGGACCAGGCAACGAGGUCCUUCAUUUUUUACAUCAUAUCUUCUCUGCACCUCCCAGAAUAAGGGAGAUCUUGCUGUUUUGGCUUGUCUGUAGGACCUGAGCCUCGUCAGCACCUAUGACUGGGCUUCUCUUGCGUUGGCUCAUCUCUACCACGGUCUGGAUGUAUGGACCAUGGGUAGUGGUGAGUCCAACUGGCAGUUCCUCCGUCCACUCGAGGUCUGGGCGUAUGAGUAUCGGAUCUACCCCGGGGAUCCUGAGAGUCAUACCCUUGCUGAGGCUCGGCGGAUUCCUCGAUAUCUGGUGCGCCGCCAUCAUACUAAUUCCAUUUUAGAGGAUCCGCACCACUGGAGGCGCUACCUUAAUGACAGGGUCUUGGCUGAUCUCUUUCUGACUCCAUGGGAGGGAGAUGCUUGGACAGCCUAUGCCCCUCGAGUCCGAGAGGAGGCCCUUAUCGUGUCCAGAGUCUUACUUCAGGGCUACUGGCUGGAUCGGUUCUAUCUGGGAGAGAGGGUCUUCGAGAUCCGUACCGCCACAGCCCAGAGGCGAGUGCCUGUUGCUCCCCUUUGCCACAUGUGCACCUUGGACGGGAUGACUCCAGAGGACAGGUUGUCGGAGUAUGGUGGCUUCCCAGUCGAUGAUUAUCUAGAGCUUGGCGAUUAUGCCUCCUAUCUCUCCACCCGGUUGAGGACCAGAUUUCCAGAUGUCCGAGAGUACUCUUAGGAUAAGAAGAGGCAUCAGACUCCUGCUUUCUAUGGGGCGCAGGCAGAGGCUGAUGCUCCUGCUGGGCCUACUGGUGUCGUGCCAGGUGAUAUCCCCUUCCCUCCGGGCAUGGAGGUUACCUUGGAUCCUACUCUGAGGCUUGGACCGGCCCUUGCUAUUCCCGCUGAUCUCAAGCAGGUUCCGCCAUAGCUACAGUUGGAUCCUGAGCAUGCCACACAUGUGUUUGCUCAGAGGUAUCAGGAGUUAUAUCAGAGGUUCUGCUUUGCCCGAACCUAUACUGCUAGACUAUACUCGGAGCAUCACGAGAUGAGUUAGAGACUGGUACGCUACGGAGACAUCAAACCUGCCAGGCCGCUGCUGUUUCUCCUUUCCAGAUGGAGAAUGACAGGCUCCGCACCAGACUGGAGGUUGAGGGGAUUCCUUUAGACUUCUCAGAUGAAGAGGAGGAUGAUGAUGAUGAAGCUUCGUCUGACGAUGCUCCACCACCUCCACCAUCUUCUGUCAGGCAGACGGCAGCUGGUCCCAGUCGGAGGCAACCUUAGGCUCCUCAUUUUUAAUUGGAUUUUUUGAUAUUUUGUAGCUCCUUUGAGCACAUUACAGUAUUAUUUACAUUUCUUUUA
Messenger RNA from Jatropha curcas, 2078 nucleotides. Lineage: Eukaryota; Viridiplantae; Streptophyta; Magnoliopsida; Malpighiales; Euphorbiaceae. The record is from RefSeq and is a predicted model, not a curated record.